Messenger RNA from Sphaerodactylus townsendi, 795 nucleotides. RefSeq names its product histone H3. The coding region runs from base 37 to 447 and encodes 136 amino acids. NCBI's taxonomy places the organism in Eukaryota, Metazoa, Chordata, Lepidosauria, Squamata, Sphaerodactylidae. Gene Ontology annotation, molecular function: protein heterodimerization activity; DNA binding; structural constituent of chromatin. The record is from RefSeq and is a predicted model, not a curated record. Gene Ontology annotation, cellular component: nucleosome. The transcript has a single exon.
UGGAAGGAAGGAGGUUUCGCAUUUCACCGCUGAGUCAUGGCCAGAACCAAGCAGACGGCGCGCAAGUCCACCGGCGGGAAGGCCCCUCGCAAGCAGUUGGCCACCAAGGCUGCCCGCAAGAGCGCUCCGGCCACGGGCGGGGUGAAGAAGCCGCAUCGCUACCGGCCGGGGACCGUGGCCCUGCGCGAGAUCCGGCGCUACCAGAAGUCCACGGAGCUGCUCAUCCGCAAGCUCCCCUUCCAGCGCCUGGUGCGCGAGAUCGCGCAGGACUUCAAGACCGACCUGCGCUUCCAGAGCUCGGCCGUCAUGGCCCUGCAGGAGGCCAGCGAGGCCUACCUGGUGGGGCUGUUCGAGGACACCAACCUGUGCGCCAUCCACGCCAAGCGCGUCACCAUCAUGCCCAAGGACAUCCAGCUGGCCCGACGCAUCCGCGGGGAGAGGGCUUAAGAAGGUGCUCCGAGUCCCCUACCCCCACCAUCCCAAAGGCUCUUUUCAGAGCCACUACUUUGCCUUGAAGUAGCUGGAGUUGCACAAUAUGCAUACAAAUGCCUUUUUUCUCACAAUGCGAAGCGGAAGUGGCUUAUAAUUCUUUCCGCCCUCAACCCAGUAGUGAGUUAGGCUGAGUUUUAAAAGUAACAUUGGGGUUUUUAAAAAAAAUAAAAAAUAAAGCAGCCCUUCGGGGGAGGGGCAGUAUGCAAAAUCAAUUAUAAAUAAAUUUUUGCAUCUGUUUUUGAUCUUUUCAAAAGCAGCAAACUGCAAAAAUACAUGAUAAUAGGGGAUUUUAUAGGCUUUUUA